ACAACAGCAUGUUUGACCAUACAACUUACUUAUAUCAUUGCUGUGGAGAUUAACCAUCAUGAAAGAGUUUUCCUAAGUUGGUAAAAACGUGUCAGGAUGGAAGAAGGAGAAGCAGAUAACGCCGCGGGAACGCGGAGCUGUGAACAGGAGCCUCGUGGAGAUGGAGGACUGGAUGAGGUGCAGAUGCAUCUCGCCUGCUUACCGGAGCGAUACAUGACAGCAAAGUUUUCACUCUCCGCGUACAUAUUUUGUUGGAUUGUAGUAAAGUUUUGCCAGAGAUUCAGACCAUCUCCAGUACCCCAGGCCCCAGCAUUAGAGGAAUCUGGGAAUGAGACUUUGGAAGAUGGGGAGUCGGAUCAAAAAAAGUGUGGAGAUCAUCAGGAAUGGAGUGGGGCGGUUCCUGAAGCAACACAGGACACAACAGAGGAAUAUUUUGACACACAUUCUUGGCACAGUGACACUUUCUCUGACCUCAGCCCUAAAACUGAGGACUGCUGUAGGACGCCGAUCAGCUCUGAGGCCGGCCUUUGUUCUGAAGGUUGUCCUGACUCAGAUUCUCCCAGUGUCAAACUCUCUCACUCCGUUGAAGAAAAUGACCCCUCUUCAACAGAAAAGCAUCACACUUUCUUUGACAGUCGCCAUGGGACAGUGGAGGGAGAGCAGUCACAGACUGGAAAUACUGAGAUGAUGCACGCUGGAGAGGAUGGCACUGGAAAGUCUGAUGCUAAGGAGUGUGAGGACGUUUACUGUAAUAUGCCAGCAGGACCUGGACAUGAUUUAUUUUCACAUGGCCUUUCCCACAUAGUGACACCCUUGUUGGCAACAGAGAACUCAUUAGAAUCACAAGUACUUGAUGAGCAAAGCUGUAAUGAACCAUUUUUGACAUUACCAGACGGUGAAGAUAAUUCUCAAUUUGGUGACUCUGCUGAUGGAAAAUCUCAGUGCGAUCAAAUCAGCAUAAAUAUGACUGAGACUCAGUCAGGACAUAAAGAGCCGCUCACACAGUUAAUGACCUCAAAUGCGAAAGUAUUACGGGAUAAUGAUAAUGACACUAGUUACAGUGAAAAACAGUUGACUGAUAAUGACUCAGCUAGGGAAGAUUCAAAGGCUGAAAAUAAUUCAGAUACUCAACAAAACAAACAUGAGCUAAAUAUCCAGGACAGUGAAAUCUGUUUAAUUGUUUCCCAUCUUACUUCUGUAGACACAACUAAAUCAAUUAAGCCUUUUGAAGUGACAGCUAAGACGUCCAUAGAACAUAAUGGAAUACCAUCACAGGCUUUAGAGCACAGCCAAACACAGGUUUCUGUGAAACACAGGCAAAGAGAGGACUCAAUAUGUUACAGUCAAUCGGAGGUUUCAGCAAAACACAUCCAAUCACAGGAUUCAAUCGAACAAAGUCAGUCACAAGUCUCACUUGAACAGAGUCAAUCACAGGCUUUAGUGCAACACUGCCAAUCAGAGGCCUUACCAGAAAACAAUCAAUCACAGACUUUAGAGGAACACAGAGAAACACAGACAACAAAAUUUAAUGGCCAUUUACAGGCCUUGAUAGAGCACAGCCAAUCCCUGUUCUCAACAGAGCAUUGCAAAACAGAGGCUUCAGUAGGACACAUCCAGCCCCAAAAUACAUUAGAAAACAGCAAAUCUCUGUCCUGUGUAGAAGAUGUCCAGCCACUGCCCUCAGUAGAACACAGCCAUCAAUCACUGCCCUCAGGUGAACACAGCCAAACACAGCCCUCAGAAAAACACAGCCAAUCACUGCCCCCAGAAGAACCUAGUCAAUCACAGGCCUCAAUAGAUCACAUCCAAUCGCAUGCCUCAGUAGAACUUCCAACUGCACUACCCUUAGAAAAACACAGCCAAUCACACGCCUCAGUGGAUCACAGCCAAUCACGGGUGUCAUUAGAACAUUGCAAUACACUACUCUUAGAUGAGCAUAGUCAUUCACAUGACUCAGCAGAACACAGCCAAUCCCAAUCGUCAGUAGCACACAGCCAACCACAGGCAUCAGUAGAACACAGCCAAUCACAGGCCUCAGUAGAUCACAGCCAAUCACAGGGCACAGUAAUACAUCUCACUCCACUACCCUUUGAAAAACACAGCCAGUCACACUCCUCAGUAGAACACAGCCAAUCACAGGCAUCAGUAGAACACAGCCAAUCACAGGCAUCAGUAGAACACAGCCAAUCACAGGCAUCAGUAGAACACAGCCACUCACAGGCAUCAGUAGAACAUAGCCAAUUACAUGCCUCAGUAGAACAUUGCAAUACACUACCCUUAGAUGAGUAUAGUCGAUCACAGGCCUCAGUAGAACACAGCCAAUCACAGGCAUCAGUAGAACACAGCCAAUCACAUGGUGCAGUAAUACAUCACACUACACUACCCUUAGAAAAACACAGCCAAUCACAUGCUUCAGUAGAACACAGCCAAUUACAGGCAUCAGUAAAACACAGCCAACCACAGGUGUCAGUAGAACACAGUCAAUUACAGGCCUCAGUAGAACACUGCAAUGCAUUACCCUUAAAUAAGCAUAGUCAAUCACAAGCCUUAGUAGAACACAGCCGAUCACAGAACUCAGUAGAACACAGCCAAUCACAGCCCUCUGUAGAGCACAGCAAAUCUCAAGCCUUAGAAGAAAUUUGCAAUACACUACCUUUAGAAAAACACAGCCAAUCCCAGCCCUUAGUAGAACAUAGCCAAUUGCUGGCCCCAGUAGAACACAUCCGAUCACAGGCCUCAGUAGAAAAAAGCCAAUCACAGGCCUCAGCAGAACAUAGCCAAUCACAGUCCUUAGUAGAACACAUCCAGUCACAGUCCUCAGUAAAACAUAGCCAAUCACAGUCUUCAGUAGAACACAGCCAAUCACAGGCAUCAGUAGAACACAGCCAAUCACAGCCCUCAAAAGAACACAACCAAUCACAGUCCUCAGUAGAACAUAUCAUAUCACAGGCCUCAGUAGAACACAACCAAUCACAGCCCUUGGUAGAACACAACCAAUCACAGGCCUCGGCAAAACACAGCCAAUCACAGCUCUUGGUAGAACACAGCCAAUCACAGGCCUCGGCAAAACACAGCCAAUCACAACUCUCGUUAGAACACAGCCAAUUACAGCCCUCGGUAGAACACAGUCAAUCACAGGCCUCGGUAGAAGUAGAACACAGCCAAUCACAGGCCUCAAUAGAACACAGCCAAUCACAGCCCUCAGUAGAAGUAGAACACAGCCAAUCACAGGCCUCAGUAGAAGUAGAACACAGCCAAUCACAGGACUCGGCAGAACACAGCCAAUCGCAGGCCUCAGCAGAACCCAGCCAAUCACAGCCCUCGGUAGAACACAGCCAAUUACAGGCCUCGGCAGAACACAGCCAAUCACAGCCCUUUGUAGAACACAGCCAAUCACAGCCCUCAGUAGAAGUAGAACACAGCCAAUCACAGGCCUCGGCAGAACACAGCCAAUCACAGGCCUCAGUAGAAGUAGAACACAGCCAAUCACAGGCCUCGGCAGAACACAGCCAAUCACAGGCCUCAGCAGAACCCAGCCAAUCACAGCCCUCGGUAGAACACAGCCAAUUACAGGCCUCGGCAGAACACAGCCAAUCACAGCCCUUGGUAGAACACAGCCAAUCACAGCCCUUGGAAGAACACAACCAGUCGCCGCCCUCUGUAAAUCAAAGCCAGUUACAAGAUUCAGUAGAACACAGGCAGUUACAGGCUUUAAUAGAACACAGCCAAUCACAGAUUGAUAUCGUAAAGAAAACUUCUAUGAAUUCUCAAUGUACUGUGACUGAUUUACAGUCUGUUUUUGUUUCAAACCCACUUGCCUUUAAUGAUCAGGGAAACUGUAAACAUGACUGUGUGGUCGUUUGCACUGACUGUGGAGAAAAGGCAUCUAUAAAGCUUUUAUCAACGCACAUGAAUGAAAAACUCGAUUUGAGCCUAGAAAAGAAUGACAUGCAAAAUUUCAAAAAGGACAAACUGAAUGACACCCCACCUGUUCUUAUUGAAUAUCAGUGUUAUGCAGCUGAUAGAGGUUCCUCAGAAGAGUCUAAUGCAUCUUCAGUACAGCAGAGUGUGAUCAAUGAUCAAAUCUCAGAACAGUUAGACAUAAAAUCCUGCACAGAUUUCAAUCACCAAAAUAGCCCAGUAUUACAAAUGCAUGCUGAUAAGGACAGUUACUCAAUCAGUGCAUAUCACAUGGACAAUCAUUUUGUGGAAACAUAUUUGGGAAACUAUGGACAUGAGGCAGAUGUUCAGAAAGCUCAGCAUUGCUCCAGUAGUGAAAUUCCUUGUAACAAACCUGAUAAGUUAGUUGAAAAUUGUGAUAAAGAUGUACCUUUUUUGGGUGAGCCCACUUAUGUUUUAAAAGAAACAAAUAGAAACAUGCAUCACAAUGUUCCAGAUUGUCUGAAAGAAUGCACAAUAGUUCCUUCAGUCGAGCAGUCAGUAAUUUACUCUGAUAAUUUAGGAUGCAUGGAAUAUACUAGACCCAUGUCAAUGAGUUUUGUAAGUCCUGACAUGAAAACUGCUGAGGUUUAUGGAUGUCCAAGGAGUCCUCUAGAAAGUCCUGUCGAGUCUCUGACUGGUUUGUUUGGGAUAUUGUAUGACAAAACACCAGUUAGCCCCACAGACAUUUGCUGUGAGCUCAGCGAUGACCUUCACACGAACUGUAAACAAAUAGCACGUUCAGACGUAGAUGUUAUGUCUUACACAUGUGAAGAGUAUACAAGGACCUCCAAGCAAUAUCACCUACCUGGCAACCUGUCUGACAAACACACAAUGCAAAACGAUUCGAUUACGUUUGAAUCUUUUGAGCCGACCAGCAUAUCUGUGCCGGAUGAUAAUGUUUUAUCUGAUGCAUGUUCUGAUCCUUGCACAGACUCACAGUUUCCUUUUAAUUGUACUCAGUUGAACAGUACAAGAGAGGCUUUGGUGGCAACAGGAGAGUACAGCUCAGACACAAAUAAUAACAUUAAGAGCAUAACUGUAGAAAAAUGUGCCUCAGGUAUAGAGGACACUUUACCUAGUUCUUUGCUUAAAUACAAUAGGUUUACUACUAAUGAUAAAUGUUUAGUCUCGGAAAGAGUAGAACACUGUAAAGAAAGUAACUUGUUUAGUGUCCCUACUGUUUUAAAUAGUCUUAGCAUCAUCCCAUUUAAAGCACCAUCUGAAAUGGAGACUGCAGUGGACUGGAAAGAUGAUGUUUCAAUAUCACCUGACCUGGAGGCAUGUAGCGAUGUUGCACAAAAGCAGCACUGUGAUUGGCGUGGCAAGGAGGAGUAUCAGCUGCACUGGUCUGCCGUAAAGGAAGAGCAGACAGCAGGAGGAUUUCAGUUCAAGGACACAGAUGCCAUCAGAACUGCAGCAUUACAAAACUUAAGCUCUCCCCACACAGAUGACCAUUAUGGUACGCAUGAAAUGGUUAAUACAGACUCUACAAACUGUGAUUUUUCUCAUCCUGAGCAUUUGCAUGCCCCACACAAACAUCUGAUUCAAAUUCAGGAGGAAAGCAAGGCAACAUUGAACCAGUCUCUCAAGGUCACUAGUACUCAUGCAGUGGAAAACAUAGAGAGAAGGCUUGAGAGUUGUUAUAAAGCAAACUCUCCCGAAUGCACUGAUUUAUUAUGUGAAACAUUUGAAGGUAGAGAACUUUGUACAAAGCCUUUGCAGAUGCCCAACUCGGAGGCAUUUGUUACAUGUUGUCGGAUGUUGCCCAUCACUAAUUUAGAGGCAAUUUUGGAGUCUGACCGUUCAGUGGAGAGCUCCUUUGUGAUAGAGAACGGAUUGAAAGAGCAUGAGCGAGGAUAUUCUUUAUCAGAUGGUAGAUUUAUUCAAGAAUGGCACUCCUGUGAUGAUAUCACAAACCACAUUGUUCCUCACUGCCCACAUGACAACAAUUCUGCCAUAUGUUCAAAUACAAGGGAGAUGAUAGCCAACAUAGAAACUGUUCAAGAAGCAAAUGCUGUUACAAAUGAGCCACAUGCUGGAGAGACAACAACUCUGGUAAAUGGGGUUGAUAACUGCGAUAGCCGAUGUGUUUCCAGUUUUGUAUCACAAGAUCCUGACCGCAAUACCAACGAUGAAGAGACGGAGGACGGUACUCAGUUGCCCUCUAGCCUUCGUGGUACUGCGAGGAGUAAGAGAAACCAGUCAGGGAAAGGUUCUGUGUUUUCGGUGUUCUCUAGAAUGCCUUCAUUCCGUAAGACCAAACGUGAGCAAAAGGGAAUCAAUAAGACUGAUCAGGAAGCUGAGGACUUCGAGGAUGGACAUGAGCGGGAGGAGGUAAAGCACAAUAUAACCCCAACACCUAACAAGCCCAAUCCAUUACUCUUCAAAAACCCUAUUUCUCAGAGUACAGAUUAUCCUAUAGACAUAAUGAAAGCUAGUGAUCACUCCAGAGAUGACAUUUUUGAAAAGGCCUUUGCCUUAAAUAUGGAAAACAGAGAGAAAUAUGCCCAAUUUACAUCUCAAAAUCCAUUUAAUUCUCCUAACACCCAGCAGCAGCAGCACAAAGAUGGGGAAGCACUGAAUUUUAGAACUUUUCCAAUGACAGAAGGAUUACAACAAAAAAGAAGCAAAAGUACUGAUAACUUAAACCUACGCAUGAAGAUUGCAAUGGCUCAUAAGUCUCUCUCCAGCCUGUUUGAGUCUAAAUAUCCUGAGAAAGACAACCAGGAGCAGAUUCUGCCAUCACAGAAUGAAGAGGGGAAAACCAGGCAGUCCUGGAAGAAGACUAAGCGAUCUAAAGAAGUGGAACCAAUCAAACGAACCAUAUCUGUUCCAGGGACAGCCUGUGAGAAGUCCUCACAGGAGAACCAUAGUGACUGUGGCUUCGGUUCAGCUCAAAGCAGGUCUAGGGUUUACAGCUCAUCAGCUUCCCAAAAAAGUUCAGGGAACGUGGGUCAUUCUGACCAACUGAGCUUAAAAUCCACAUCUCAGGACCCAUCUGAAGAUACAGCUAAAAGAAAGUGUUUGGAGGAAAGUGAGGUAUCUAAUGCUGCUUCCUCAGACUCAGACCAUGCUUCUUUAGAUGGCUUUGAAGCAGUGCACAAUUUAGAGAAUAGGUCGCAGUCUCCUGUACGCCCUACUGUUUUUCCACCUGCAAACCCAAUGUCACAUGCGUUGGGCAGAUCUAUGAGUUGUUUUGAGACCAUUGACUCUCCACUGAGGCCUAUGAGCCCAAAACCCAACAGCCCUGGGUUGAGGACACAGCGGAGGAGCUUCCGUUACCCCUCACGAUCUGUGGCAUCUUCUUUGUACUCGCUCGGUCAGGGAAUGAGCAUUGAGGGUCUCUCAGAUCCUCCUCAAAAGCCGAAGUCUUUAAAGCCGAGGACAGCACAACUUAUCACAGCCCACUCAUUUGAUUCAGAGUCCUUGGUAGAGGACAGCAGUUCAGAUAGCCAGUCUCAGUCCAGCCUGACGUCAGGAUCUAACAAUCCUGAGCAUGUACAACACGGUGCUCAGCCAGCCGUGCCAUCAUCAGAGAGAAGACAACAGGGGCAAACAUGUGUGCUUCGGGUGAAGGGCAGAGGACAGGGUACAGGGACACCCAGACCCAUCUCAGACUUCUACGGUUGGACGAUACCUCUUCAGGGCAUCAGAGAGGUGGCAUGUGACCCAGAGAGAAAAAGACAAUCCAUGAAAUCACGUCAGCGUUCAUGCUCAUACGAUACAUUGACGGAUGCGAAGAACGUCUGUAAAAAGAGCCUUAGCAAGCAGAGAAGUUUGCGCCAGCUUAGCACCACAACAUCUGAGAAGCACAAGAAAGUGCGCACUAGGCUUUCUCUGGUCUCUCCUGAGCAGUUCCCCUCCAUCACCCUCAAGGAUCACUUCUUCUCCCAAAGCACACCCACUGGAUUAGACUGCUUGGGCUGGCCUCAUCGUGUGUCAUCUUCAGAAUCAAAUCUCACUACACCAGCACAGGAGGCAAACAGACGGGUCACCCCUCUGGCUUUGGUGAUAACGGAUGGAUCACAGGAUAAGUCUGGCCUCGCUGAUGAGGUGGGGAGUGAAGAUGACCUGUACAAUGAUUUUCGCAGCUCCUCCAACCGUUUCGGACACCCGGGAGGAGGAGGAGAACAGCUAGCCAUAAAUGAGUUGAUCAGUGAUGGCAGCGUGUGUGCGGAGGCUCUAUGGGACCACGUCACCAUGGACGACCAGGAGCUGGGCUUCAAGGCUGGGGACGUCAUCGAAGUAGUGGAUGCCACAAACAAGGAGUGGUGGUGGGGCCGGGUGCUGGACAGCGAGGGCUGGUUCCCCGCCAGCUUCGUUCGGUUACGAGUGAACCAGGAUGAGCCCAUGGAGGAAUACUUAGCCCAUCUGGACGGAGCCUCGGAGGGGGGUGGUGCCAGCAUGGGGGGGCCCUUAGGACCCGGUCUGCCCUGCAAGGAGCAGAUGAGGGCCAAUGUCAUCAAUGAGAUCAUGAGCACAGAGAGGGAUUACAUCAAACACCUGAAGGACAUCUGUGAGGGCUAUAUAAAACAGUGUCGGAAGAGGACAGACAUGUUUACUGAGGAGCAACUGCGCACUAUUUUCGGCAACAUUGAUGAUCUCUACCGUUUCCAAAAGAAGUUCCUCAAAGCCUUGGAGAAGAAAUUUAACAAAGACCACCCUCACCUCAGCGAGAUCGGCUCCUGCUUCUUAGAGCAUCAAACAAACUUCCAGAUCUACUCAGAGUAUUGCAACAACCACCCCAAUGCCUACGUGCAGCUCUCCAAACUGAUGAAGAUCAAGAAGUACGUCUUCUUCUUCGAGGCCUGUCGCCUGCUUCAGAAAAUGAUUGACAUUUCGCUAGAUGGAUUCUUGCUUACUCCUGUACAGAAGAUCUGCAAGUAUCCUCUACAGCUGGCUGAGCUGCUCAAGUACACAAACCCACAGCACAGAGAUUAUAAGGAUGUCGAGGCUGCCUUAAAUGCAAUGAAGAAUGUGGCCAGAUUGAUCAAUGAGAGAAAGAGGCGUCUAGAGAACAUUGAUAAAAUCGCUCAAUGGCAGAGCUCCAUAGAGGACUGGGAGGGGGAAGACAUCUUAAGCAGGAGCUCUGACCUGAUUUUCUCAGGAGACCUGACCAAGAUCUCUCAGCCACAGGCCAAAGGCCAGCAGCGAAUGUUCUUUCUUUUUGACCAUCAGCUGGUUUUCUGUAAAAAGGAUCUACUUCGGAGGGACAUACUGUACUACAAGGGUCGGUUAGACAUGGAUCAGAUGCAAGUGGUAGAUGUAGAAGAUGGGAAGGAUAAGGACUAUAAUGUAAGUGUGAAGAAUGCCUUGAAACUAUGUUCUCCUGGAGGAGAGGAGGUCCACCUCUUGUGUGCCAAGAAACCUGAGCAAAAGCAGCGCUGGCUGCGAGCCUUUGCAGAUGAACGAGAACAGGUCCAGCAUGACCUCGAAACAGGUUUCACGAUCACAGAGGUCCAAAAGAAGCAGGCAAUGUUGAAUGCAUCUAAAAGUCAUCCAACAGGGAAGCCCAAAGCUGUGACCAGGCCCUAUUAUGACUUCUUGCUGCGCCAGAAGCAUCCCACGCUCCCCACCUCUGUACCCCAGCAGCAGGUCAUCAUGUUGGCUGAACCCAAACGCAAGACCUCCAAUUUCUGGCACAACAUCGGACGGUUGACACCGUUUAAAAAAUGAGGGCCUGAACUGUGUUUUUAUCCCAGUGUACCAUUUUUCUUUGUAUAGUCCAAAUGCGAACGCACUUUAUGGGUUGUUACAAUCACAGCAUUUCUCCCAGACAUUGUUGAACAUUGUGGGAGGGCAUUCCUGCUAUGUUAAUAAUAUUGAAAGACAGCUACUACUGCUCAACCGCUCCAGCUGCAAUGCCACUUCUCAGCACUAACGCAACUACUGCUGCGAGUCGUCGUACGGACACGCUUGGACUGCUUCAUUGAAAGAUCUCUGCUUGAAGAAAGGACUUCUUUAUAUGUUGGUUAAUUUAUUUUCAGUUUUUCAAUGUAUGCCAGCUAUCCACAGUGCCCAACUACUAGCUUUUGUAUGUACUUUGAUACUUUUGUGUGACACAUGAUGAUGUUUAGAAGGGUUUCGCAGAAGAUAAAAGUAACUUGUGUUGAGAUUUAUUACUGUAUUAACUUCCUCGAGGCUGUCAAAAGAAAUCUGUUAAUAUCAGUCUGUGUAUGCAACCAUCAACUCUUACCUAAACUUUCUCCUUAUUAUGCCUCUAAAUUAUACGUGGACAAAGUCCCACUGGUCCGUUUCAAAUGAGCGCUCUCAUACGUCCUCAUUUGAUUCUUCUGCCUGAUAUCUCUUCUGUAACAAACUUCUCUUUGAAGUGCCAUUCAAAACGUAACCCAGAUAUUGUGAUUUUGGGGGUUGCAUGAAUUCGCUGUGAAACUCAGCUUGGACAUUUUCAACCCAAAUAAAAUUCUCAAUAUUAAGAUAGAUAUUUGUACUAUAAAUGAAAUGAAAGAUUAUGUUUGACGCUGGUUGUGUCAAAUAUGUAUAAUUACCUUUGACCACAGAACAAAAUAUGUUAAUAAAAAGCAUUUCUAAGUGUUA
Paramisgurnus dabryanus is the source of this 10500-nucleotide messenger RNA. It is a transcript of the gene arhgef4, whose product is annotated as Rho guanine nucleotide exchange factor (GEF) 4. Gene Ontology annotation, molecular function: guanyl-nucleotide exchange factor activity; protein binding. NCBI's taxonomy places the organism in Eukaryota, Metazoa, Chordata, Actinopteri, Cypriniformes, Cobitidae. The record is from RefSeq and is a predicted model, not a curated record. Gene Ontology annotation, biological process: intracellular signal transduction.